UUGAUAUUAAAAAAUAUAAUUAGACACCUAAGUAUUAUAUUUUAGUAAAUAAAAGUGUAAUUUUAAAAUUAAAGUGAUAGGCCGGGUUUAAUACUGUUAAAAACGUAUGUACAUAAAGUGAAACAUGUCAAAAGCAGUUGAAAAGAAAACACUGUGUCAAAAUUCAAUUUUGGAUACUUUAAAAAAAGCUACCACAAAAAAUUCGGAAUGGCCCGACAAAGAUGAAUUUCUUGAUGUGAUUUAUUGGGCAAGGCAAAUCCUUGGACUCAUUGCUGGUCUUUUAUGGGGACUUUUACCACUAAAAGGACUAUUUGGACUAGGACUAUUUUUGGUGCUCAAUGCUGUAUUAUUAUACGCAUAUUUUACWAAUUUCCAACAAGUUGACGAAGAAGAAUUUGGUGGAGCAUGGGAAUUAACCAAAGAAGGAUUUGUCACUUCAUUAGCAGGAUUUUUGGUGAUGUGGAUAAUAGUGUAUUCCGGAAUGCAUUUUGAUUAGGUACAAAAACAUUCCACAGUAAUAUUUUGUUUAAUUGUUUUUAUUGCAAUGAAUUAAAUUAUAAUUUUCUGUACAAAAUGUGUUUUCUACCUAA
This is a messenger RNA of Diuraphis noxia (Russian wheat aphid), 590 nucleotides long. Its product is annotated as GEL complex subunit OPTI. Gene Ontology annotation, biological process: mitochondrial respirasome assembly. NCBI's taxonomy places the organism in Eukaryota, Metazoa, Arthropoda, Insecta, Hemiptera, Aphididae. The record is from RefSeq and is a predicted model, not a curated record.